Messenger RNA from Cordyceps militaris CM01, 498 nucleotides. RefSeq lists its product as uncharacterized. Lineage: Eukaryota; Fungi; Ascomycota; Sordariomycetes; Hypocreales; Cordycipitaceae. Bases 1 to 498 code for a protein of 165 amino acids. The record is from RefSeq and is a predicted model, not a curated record. The transcript has a single exon.
AUGGCCCCCGCAGACAUGGAUCUCAGCCAAACGCGGCAGUGGCUCGCGAAGCUGCACACCACCAACCCGCCGCCACCCACCUCGAACGUCAGCAACAGCUCCUCGUCCUCCUCUACGCACAGCCGUGGAAGCGCCGACUACAGUCACGGCGCGUCCCUGUCCCCCACGAGCUCCUCGACGAGCGACGACGCGCCCACGAGCCCACUAACCGAGUCUCGCGCCCGGAGCCUGCAGCGGCUGUGCGAGCUGGGCGACGCGCACACGGAGCCGGUCCCGGCGGAGAUUGUCAACGCGCGGCUCGCGCCGAGCAACAUGAACUACAUCAAGACGACGGCGCUCGGCGACGGCGGCGCAGGGGAGAAGAGCGUGCCGGUGGUGUCACCGCGGGAGGCGGGACGGUCGAGGUGGUCCCGCAAGUCAUCGGAACAGUCGCUUGAGGCGCUCGAGGGCGACUCUGUGCGUCGGUUCUCGCUGUCCAGGUUUAAGCUGCGAUGGUGA